Messenger RNA from Alternaria alternata, 2651 nucleotides. RefSeq names its product mitochondrial aconitate hydratase-like protein. Gene Ontology annotation, cellular component: mitochondrion; cytosol. The record is from RefSeq and is a predicted model, not a curated record. Lineage: Eukaryota; Fungi; Ascomycota; Dothideomycetes; Pleosporales; Pleosporaceae. The transcript is spliced from 7 exons. Gene Ontology annotation, molecular function: 4 iron, 4 sulfur cluster binding; aconitate hydratase activity. Gene Ontology annotation, biological process: tricarboxylic acid cycle. The coding region runs from base 74 to 2545 and encodes 823 amino acids.
GCGAAGUCGCUCGGAAUCGUCGCUCGGAGCAUUUGAAAAUGAUGAUUCGUACACGCCACAGACAAACUACAGGAUGCGGUCGAAUAUACUUCGCGCCGGCCAAGCAGCCAACUGCAGACCUCACCUACUCUCCUCUCUGCGCCAAUCGUCCUUCCAAGCGCGAAGAUGUCUAGCCACGAGCCACGACCCGCCCACUGCCCGUAAUGUCGACCUCGCCUCCCGCACCCCACCCUACGCCAAGUUGCUCUCUCGCCUUGAAGAAGUACGGCGCGUACUGGGAUCUUCACGACAAUUGACUUUGGCCGAGAAGAUUCUCUACUCGCAUCUUGAGAGUCCGGAGGAGUCGCUUAUGAACAACACAAAUGGUGGAAGGAACAUCAGAGGUCAGGCAAACUUGAAAUUGAAGCCGGACCGCGUUGCUAUGCAGGAUGCCAGUGCCCAGAUGGCUUUGUUGCAGUUCAUGAGCUGCGGGCUGCCGAGCACGGCGGUCCCUGCUAGUAUACAUUGCGACCACAUGAUAGUAGGAGAAAAAGGUGCUGACACCGACCUUCCACAAUCGAUUGCGGGUAACAAGGAGGUCUUCGAUUUCCUCGAGUCGGCAGCGAAGAAAUACGGAAUUGAAUUCUGGCCACCAGGCGCUGGUAUCAUCCAUCAGUCUGUGCUGGAGAACUACAGUGCCCCUGGCUUGAUGAUCUUGGGCACAGACAGCCACUCCCCGAAUGCUGGAGGUUUGGGAUCAAUCACAAUCGGUGUCGGUGGUGCGGACGCAGUGGACGCCCUAGUGGAUGCGCCAUGGGAGCUCAAGGCACCUAAAAUUCUGGGUGUGAAGCUCACUGGAGAACUCAGCGGAUGGGCUUCCCCGAAGGACGUAAUCUUGAAGUUAGCUGGCGAGCUGACCGUCCGGGGUGGCACUGGUUUCAUCAUUGAGUACUUCGGACCUGGUGUGCAGUCUUUGAGCUGCACUGGUAUGGCGACUAUUUGCAACAUGGGUGCCGAAGUCGGCGCAACUACCUCGCUCUUCCCCUUCUCUCCUGCACACAUCCCCUAUCUCCAAGCCACACAUCGAGGACCGAUCGCUGAGGCUGCUCAAAAGAUUGCCAAUUCACCAAUGCAGCAGAACCUCCUCCGUCCCGAUGCGGAAGCCGCUUACGACAAGGUUAUUGAGAUUAACCUCUCAGAACUUGAACCACACAUCAACGGACCAUUUACUCCUGAUCUAUCAACACCUCUUUCGAAGUUCAAGUCAGUAGUGGAAGAGAAGGGGUGGCCACAAACCUUCGGCGCUGGUCUCAUUGGUAGCUGCACGAACAGCUCUUACCAGGACAUGACCCGAUCAGAAGAGAUCGUGAAGCAGGCAUUGGCAGCUGGCCUUAAGCCCAAGGCGGAUUUCUUCAUUACCCCUGGCAGCGAACAAAUCCGUGCAACGUUGGAACGGGAUGAAACCCUCCAGACGUUCACUGAAGCUGGAGGUACUGUGCUGGCGAACGCUUGCGGUCCUUGCAUUGGACAAUGGAAGCGUACCGACGACGUAAAGAACGGCGAAUCCAACGCUAUCUUGACCUCAUACAACCGCAACUUCCCCGGUCGUAAUGACGGCAACCGAGCAACAAUGAACUUUCUGGCUUCUCCUGAGCUCAUCACCGCUAUGUCGUACUCUGGCUCCACGACCUUCAACCCAAUGACUGAUUCUAUACCGACGCCAGACGGCAAGCCUUUCAAGUUCACGCCACCAAAGGGCUCUGACCUCCCCUCUGCCGGUUUUGCAGACGGUAAUCCUGACUUCAUGCCUACACCGGGUGUCCCAGACCCUAGCGUAGAUGUUAUUGUCUCACCCACCUCUACCCGCCUGGCGCUCCUGGAUCCGUUCCCAGCAUUCCCUGACUCCGACUUCACAGGCCUAAAGGUACUGUACAAGGUCAAGGGACAAUGCACAACAGACACCAUUUCGGCUGCUGGACCAUGGCUCAAGUACAAGGGCCAUCUGCCCAACAUCUCUGAGAACACACUUAUCGGCGCUGUCAACGCGCAGACAGAUGAAGUCAACGUCGCCUACGACUUAGAUGGCAAAACAUCAGGGAUCCCAGAACUAGCAAAGAGGUGGCGCGAUCAGGGCAUCGAAUGGCUCGUCGUAGCAGAGCACAACUACGGUGAAGGCUCUGCACGUGAACAUGCUGCCUUGCAACCCCGGUACCUUGGUGGUCGUGUCAUCCUCGCCAAAUCCUUCGCCCGUAUCCACGAGACCAACCUCAAGAAGCAGGGUAUCGUCCCUCUGACUUUCGCCAACGAAGCCGACUACGAUGCGUUCGAAGCUUGCGACGAAGUCGCCACAAGGGGAUUGUUGGACGUACUGAAGAGCGGUGGUAAGGGCGAGGUUGAGCUUGUCCUCAAGAAGAAGGAUGGUAGCGAGAAGGUUGUCAAGACCAAGCACACUCUGUCGCAAGAUCAGUGUGGCUUUGUGCUUGCUGGUAGCGCACUGAACCUUCUGGCCAGAAAGGGUAGGGAGAUGAAGGAGGAAGUCACUCGGAGUGCCGAGCUAACUGACUGAGUCGUGUGCAAUAAGUUUGGAUGUGUAAAAGUGAGCAUGUAAAUGGCGCUAUUGGUGUCACGGCGCAUAGACAAUCCUAGCAACAACAACCUUUAUUUCAAGUCAG